AUGCCGUGGGCGUUCAAAAGCAAUAUUCUCAGCAGGCUGAUUCCGUCCUUUAAGUCGCCGCCGCCGCCGCCACCACCACUACCACCACCACAAAGCCACAAACGUCGAGAUUCGACUGAUCCGGAGGAACGGCACUGGAAGAGGAUGAAAAAGGACAGCCGUGAUCGCAUACCCGAGCCAGCUCCUAAAACAGCCGACAUCUUUGAACACUUUCGCCAAGUCAGAGGUUCAUGCUGUAGCAAAGACCAGAUGGUCGGGUUGUGUGCCUAUCUUGACACCAUCCUCAAAUGGGGCUACCGGAUCGAUGCAACUGAUUAUGAUGACUUCAUUCUGCGAUACCCUGAAUACACAACCACUGUCUCCGAAUUUGCCGCCACGUCAGACCAAACAGCCCUCGUUCCGGUGCCCUCUUACCACAAGUGGUUCCAAGGCGUUGUGUCUGAGCACAAGGACAUAACGGCGACUUCCUUCAACGCUGCGCAGUUAUCGAUUGAAGUGCAUCCCGUCCUCUCCCAGACCAAGUUGCGGCACGUGGCAGAAGAGAACCCGUAUGCCUUUCUCUUGGUUAGGUUUGCGUUGGAAAGCAUGCUCAGCCGAGCGUCGAAAGGAGUGGGAAGGCGGACUGUCAUGCGACGGCUGCGGCAGCUUGAGGCUCGAUUUGUGGCCAUUUCAGAUGCGACUUAA
This is a messenger RNA of Exophiala spinifera, 684 nucleotides long. RefSeq lists its product as uncharacterized. The record is from RefSeq and is a predicted model, not a curated record. The coding region runs from base 1 to 684 and encodes 227 amino acids. Lineage: Eukaryota; Fungi; Ascomycota; Eurotiomycetes; Chaetothyriales; Herpotrichiellaceae. The transcript has a single exon.